Molecule: messenger RNA, 510 nt
Organism: Paramuricea clavata
Lineage: Eukaryota; Metazoa; Cnidaria; Anthozoa; Malacalcyonacea; Plexauridae
Source: the annotation of a GenBank genome assembly
AUGGAACAUAAAACCAACACUAACACUGAAAUUAUCAAUAACGUACAACAAGAGUUGCUUAAGUUGCAGAGUAAAUGUGACAUGUUAGCAGAUCGAGUGGGGAAUAUAGAGAGUUCAAACGAUGAGCGAGACAGUGAUACUAUCGCUAGUUUGGAACGCCAUAAUAAAUUUCUUGUUGAGGAGGUGAAAACCUUAAAUUUUAAGUUGGAAAAUCUUGAGAAGAAGGCAAAAGCUGAGAACGCAAAAGCUGAGAACGCAAUUAAUAUCCAUGCUAAUGAUAUUUCCUCUCCUAAAACCACCCAUGUGAAUAAUGAAAUGCAUGUUAUGAGUAUAAGUAACCUUAUUCCCUCUCCUAAAACCACCCAUGUGAACAAUGAAAUGCAUGUUAUGAGUAUAAGUAACCUUAUUGUCGAUGACUCUGAAGAAAUUAGCAUUGUUUCUAGCGUUAAUGACCCGUACCACAUUAAUGUUGGUCACAAUAUUAUCCACAUGAGUCUAAUCAACAACAAA